Molecule: messenger RNA, 30380 nt
Organism: Porites lobata
Lineage: Eukaryota; Metazoa; Cnidaria; Anthozoa; Scleractinia; Poritidae
Source: the annotation of a GenBank genome assembly
AUGUCGUACAAUUUCGUUGGAGAUGUUUAUGAUCGAACAACGCCGAUCGAAAUGACCCAAGUAAACCCCGAACCAGCUUUGCCCGCCAAACCCAUUGACGGAUUGCAAGUCCCAGAAAUCGAGGAUUUUUCCCAUAUAUCUUUCCAUCAGGUAAAAAAAUCAAUUUACGUAAACUGUUAAAUUUUUUCUAGUGGCUAUGAAUCUUUUAAUGUUUUCCUGUUUUGCAGAAUUUAUUACAGCAUGAGGCAAUGUCGUGUAGGACGUUUGCUCUUUGCGACCUGGAAUAUUCGAAUGUUUUUCUCGAUUUCUUUAAAUGCUGUCUUCAGGCAGUAUCAGAAAAACUUUAUUUAACUAAUCAUUCUCAAUUUUUGCCAUCUAAAUGUAUGCAAGAAAUGAAUUUUCAAGCUAAAAGCAAUUAACAUAAAGCAAAGACAAAUGUAAACACUAACGUCCAUAGGUCAAAUAUUGUACUAUACUGCUAUCCUUCGACUUUUUUUUGUCGAAAUCCUUUUAGUUUUAACCUUGCUGUUUAACGGAAGAAUUUACGCGAGCCAGAUGAUCUAUGUCUGGUUGUUUAUCUUGAAUUCUUAGCUGUAGGGAAAUGAAUUGAAAUGAAAACAAUGCGUAGUAAAGUCUUUCCUUCACAUGUAGUAUUAGUCACUAGUCUACUGUUAUUUUUGCUUUAUAACGUUGUUUUGCUGUUUACAACUCCUCUAGUAUUGACCAGUAUCCUCCGUUGCUACAAAAUCAGCUAUAUUGAUUUUAAUAGAGCAAGUUGGAAGUAUUAUUAAUUUCGUGUACUGUAUUAAAUGCAUAAAUUACACGUAGGAGACGAAAAUAUUCUGGAUUCUCUCGGUUGGAUACUGGACCUUGUGUUUUCGAUAUAAAACGUUCUAAUUUCUUCUAAGUUUAAGAAUUUAACGGCUUUUUGUUUUCGCAAUCGUAAUUAAAGUUUGCUUUGUAUGGCAAGCUGAUCGGUCGCCUUGGUAAUUCACAUUACAAAUUUUCCUAAAUAUUAUUAUUCAUUCAAACACAUUCCUUGGACAAUAUAUGCAAGUCGAGUGUGAUAAAAAUAGAUAUCAUAAAUGAUAAAACAAACAGAGGACAGAGCAGCGGUUGUGAUCUGUACCAAAUUAUUGCAAAAAAUAGGGCAUAUUUAUUCUUUUAGCACUUACAUGAAACAACUGGAAGAUUAUAAACAAUCAGAAAUAAAUAACAGGGUUCAAAGUUAGUGACCAGUUGGUGGAACAUGCCAGUAGAUUUUUUUCAGUGCACCUACAAAAUCAAUACGGGGUCACCAUACACUUGCAUACAUAAAAAUCCCAAGUUCAGUAUGACUGACUUACUGCACUGAGCUCAUACAAGUAUGUACUCAGACUGCUUGGACACAAGACAGUAGGGCCAUUUAUACGAGGAAAAACAAGACGCGUCUUACAUAAGACGCGAACUGUACCAUUUAUACGAGCAUGUCUUAUCUAAUAAGACGCGUCUUAGCUAAGCGGCAUCUUAUUUUAGACGAAAUGUGCCAUUUAUACGGAAAGUUCGCGUCUUAUUUAAGACACGUCUUAGGUAAGGCGCGUCUUAUUUUUCCUCGUAUAAAUGGCCCUAAUAUGCUUGAAAUAACAAGCGCGCUCUUAAUUAAAAAUGUUAAGUUUUGCUUGCUUGGAGAUUAGAUAAGAAAUGAGGAGGCGAUUAAUUCUACAAGAAACAGGAUUUCCUUGCUAAGACUUUUUCACUUUUUACUUUAUCGAUGGGAUAUUAACUUUUUAUAUUGUAUUUGACGAUUUGUUCUGAGCUAAUUGAGUACUCGUGUAUAAAUACAUGAAAAUCAACGGUCUUGAUUUGAGAGAAAUUUCAUCAUUGCCAAAGAACGAAAAUGUGAUGAACAUGGCGCAUCAUUUCAACCAUCACCAAAAAAAGCUCAUCUCAAGACUCAUUUGCAUACAAUGAAAGUUUACAUUACCCAACCAGUUUGAGGUAUUAGAACUGCUAUAAAGUCCAAAAAUGAUCAUGCUUAUAAAAUCGCUUAUUUGAAAUGUAAGAGAAAGCCAGAAAUGUGGAAUUAUUGAAUUGUUGAGCCUGCGAUGUAAAUCGGAAAUAACACCUUAGGUGUGAAAAUGAUGACACCUUAGAUAUCAAUUUUCUGCAAUCUCCGCUCUCGCUUAAUAGGCCUUUGUAAUUUUAUUUUGCAAAAUUCUUAAUCAUUUGAGAAAUAAAUUUUUCAGAUCUGUUAUAAACCCUUCCAUUUAAUGGAAGGGUUUAUAACAGAUCUGAUACCUUAAUUCUAAAUCCUCAACGUCAAAGUUUUGCUCAUUAAGACUCUUCUUUUUUUCGACCACUGAAGUAUUCACUUUUUCCAAAGUAAACAACACUUUCAAGCGAUAGAGUUUGUGGACUGACCCGCUCAAGCGAGACUUAUAAAUUCAAAUAUUACAAUCUAACAUUUUCUCUGCAUCAGCAUGUGUGUCUUUUGUUGUUUCCACUUGUAGUUUCUCCAAACUUGGAGUUCCAUUUGUUUUUGGUGGGGAAUUGCAAGAAAAUUUUGAAAAGGAUGCACUGUUUUUUUAAGGAACCGAGAAUGACAGAAAAAUAUGAAUGUUGCAUUACUUUCCCAAGGACUUUUGUCCUUGAUUGUUAUUGAUUGUUGUUGAUAAGUUUCGAAAAUUGCAGUUGAAUGGAAGAGUCAACUAGAAACUCUUAGCCAUCCUCAGGUAAUAGAAAAUUCUAGGCAAUAUUUGUUUCUCCGAACAGAUAUUUUACACAAAACAGUCGCCGGCACCCCUGAAGGAUCCAAUGCUGUAUUGUGUUCAUCGCCUAGAGACAUUAUUUCAUUAUUUUAUUAUUUUUCAUUAUUUCAUUGAUUAUUAUUUCAAUUUGCAAUUCUAGUAGAGUUCACUGUUAUAUGCAGGUGGCUAUACAUUUAAAAGAGUGCUGUGUAUAAAUAAUGUAAACUAUGGACUUGGAAAUUUUCCCUUCAUGGUUUUUUUCAACUUUUGAUAAAGAGCAGUAAGUGAAAGAGGGCCUUAAAAUAAAGUAACUUACCAAGUUUUCAAGGAGAUGCAUUUGAAGAGAGCAAAAAUACAUUGCUCCACAAAAUGUUGAAAUUUUACUCCACCAUACAAAGUCUGUAGAAUUUAGCAACUUUGCAGAACUAUAUCUUGGUUAAUUUUUAACAAAUCUUUUUCAAACUUAGCAAAUUUAAUGAUUUUAAGGUGUUCUUUCCAGCCAUGUUGACAGAUUUUCACUAACUGAGCCCAGUCAAAAGUUCAAUAAACCAUGAAAGGGUCUAUUCCUUGAAAGGGCUUUAUUCAGUGUUCCGUGUAACUAGACCAACGCCUCCCUUUGGAGAGUAAUGCACCUAUCAAUGUAAAGCCGGCGGGGGGGGGGGGGGCAGGGCAUGGGGUGGGGAUUUGUUUGUCUUUGUUGGCCCUGGGUUAGGGCAUUUGACUGAUCCUGUUCUCCCAGGGAGGGAUAUUUGAAUCUUUCUUCGCCCGACGUUGAGAUAUUUGACUGCCGACUCGGACAAAAGAGACUGAGACCGAACAUAUGUUUCCCGCUUUCACGCUUCACGCAUGCGCCGUACGGUUUGAAAAGAUCAGGAAAUCAUGGAGGCCAAUGAGAACAAGCGAAGGCUGAGUGGAUUUCACUGUUUUGUCUUCAAAUUUCGUUUGUUUUAGCGUGUUAGUGAUCAAUUGAACCUCUUAGAAUACUGUGAUAUCAAAGUAAACGGAAGUAAAGAGAAACCAAGUCGAUUUUUGCAAGUACAAUUGAUUAGUGUAUGGCUUAUUCGCUACAUUCACUGUAAACUGAUAAAACUGACUUUCUUUGUACCCUUUACUAAGAACACUAUAUUUAAACAAAAUGUGGACUUUCUCCUAAAGGUUUAUUUAUUCUACGCAGUGUAACACGGAUUAUGGUUAAAACGUAUAAUUGCAGCUGUAACAGGAACAUGUAUCUUUGGUGAUGCAGCAACGUUUAUAAAAGAUUGCAGAGUUUUAUUUAGAGAUACUUUUAUUGUGCCUUUCUUAGGUUCUGCCUUUGGAUUGACAGCAAUGUGCAGCCCGGGGUGGGGAAAUUUGGUUGCAUUUGACUGGAAUGAUUUGCCCGUGGGCAGGGAAUUUGAUUGAAAAUUUUUGAAAAAAGUCAAAUCCCCACCCUAUGCCCUGCCUCCCCCUCCGCUGGCAUUACAUUCAUAGGUGCAUAAGGCACAAUAAAGAUAUACUAUUAUACUAUACUUUACAAUUGGCUCAGAUAAUGUGGUUCUGACAAGCGUUCUAUCCCAGUUAGUAAUCUACUUAGUUAUGGUUUCUGUGGUGUUGUUUUUUUGAUAGGCUGCAAGAGAUGGCAAAAUUGAUCUUAUUGUACAAAAGCUUCGUAAAUUUGGAAGACACAAGACAAGACGUUUGAAAGCAAUAAAUAAAUGUGAUGAGCAUGACAUCACUCCUCUUCACUAUGCCAUUCGAUAUGGCCAUGUAGAUGUCGUCAAACUCUUGGUUGAGUAUGGAGCAGGUAAACCAGGAUUUCAAUUUAUGUUAAAUUGUGUGUGCUACAGUUGUAUAUCCAAUCUACUAUAAGAUAUCUUUGAAGAAUUUUAUUAUAUUAUCUUAAAAUAUUCAAUAACAGCUGUGACUGCACUGGUGCAAAGAUAAGAACUCUUUUACCCAUGGUGCCAGAGUUUUUUCUUUCUUUCCUCAUUCCUGAACUUCAUCAACUCGUGCAGAAGGGUUAUCCUAGUUAUUUCAAGAUUGGACCUCUGGAGCUAGGGCAGUCUGCAUGCAUCAACUGUAGUACAAAGACCUUCAAGAAUUGUGAAAACAGCCGAUAAAAAAUUAUUUGCAAAACUAAAAGCACAUUUUUAAGUUAAAAAACAUUUACUUGCGCAUGUCAUCAGCAGUUGAACUGAACUGUUUCUUAUAGGUUGAAUUUUUAGUUUAUAGACAAAAUAUUCUAAGCAUAACAGUGUGAACACAAGUAUGUUGAAACAUGUCUUGUAAACUUAAAAUAAUAAGAGUUUUAAUUUUAAGACUUCAAGAGACUAGUCGUCCUUUGUUUUGAGAUGUGGCUGUAAUGUGUGAUAGUAUAUUGGAAGAAAAAUAAGACUGAAAUGUAAGAAUUAUUUUCUUCGUCAUUAUUGUGAGCACCAUAUAAUUUUCAAGAGUAUCAACAAGUAGUUUCUUCAUGCUUUUCUUGUUUAGACACAGGGAUGAUUAGAAGGAAUUUUUAAAAAUACUUUUUCAGAGAUUGACAAGCCAGGGGAAGAUGGAGCUUUACCUUUGCAUUAUGCAGCAAGAUUUCGCUCAAGUGCCACUCGACAGCUUGCCAAUCGGCAAGCCUCACAAGUAGAUGCUACUGAUGGUGAAGUUAGUUCUGUUGUAGCACCUCUGGCACAGGCUAUAAGCAGUAACAGUCUCAUUGCAGGUCAAAAUGGAUUACAGGUUUGGAAAAAAGCUACACAGACUGUCCAACCUUUUGGGUAUGUAAAAUUGGGAUAUUUUUCAAUGGCCGACGAAUCACUCGAGCGCCGAAGGAGUGAGCCACUAGCGGGGUGUGGUGACAUGCUCUUCCAGAAAAUUUUGAAAUCUUGCUCUGAAAUGCCAUUUUUAGUGUUCUAUUUGGACAAGUUUUGUCUAAAAUAUUUGCUACUGAAAUCGAAUGUCAUUUUCAUGGUUGUUAACGUUUGCAUGAAUUCGGGUACAAAUACUUGAUUUUAUUUUACGUUUUUACAGUGCGGUCUUUUAAAGUUUUCUGGAUAUCAGUUUUAAAGUUAACACUGUGUUAGGUGUUCUUGUUGAGUAUCAAAAGAAUUAAUUGCAUGAUAAAAUCGGGAGUUUUCCUACCCCGAUCGCUCAUUGGUCGGGUUUCUUGAUUUUCUAGCAAAAUUGGGAGAAUCCCGACGAGAUCAGGAUGGUUGGACAGUCUGGCUACUGUAUAGCAUGCUGGCCUAGCUCUUUCUCCUCUAUAGGGAUCCCUGUUGCAUAUUCUAAUAACAGGCAAGCUGAAAUUAAGGGCCUUACCCUGUAACACCUGUUAUGGCUAAGGUCACUGGUUCUGCCCAUUACAAACACCUGUUUACGGCUGAGGUCAGUCACUCAUUACAAUUCAUCAAAGUAAAAAGCCACGUUUGAAAGUGGCACUGGAAAUUUUUGUACCAGGUUAAGGGUGAAUCUUCAGUUGCUACAUAGAGCUGCUUGAAAUCUUAAUGACAGCCCUGCUGACAGGAAUGUAGCUAUUUAGAGGCAACUGUUGACCCUGGUGGAGGUGGGGGGGGGGGGUGGGGGAACUGCCAUAUAUGGGCUACCAUAUAAUUAUGGUAUAUAGGAAUGUGCCAAUGUGGAGAGUAUGGUUUUCAAGCAGUUUACUCUGGGAUGGGGUAUAUAAAUUAGAGAGGUUCGGUCUAGAAUAUGGUAUCAUUUUCCAGGAAACUGAUCAAUGGAUGACUAGGGAAACCGGAAAUUACCACUCAAAAAUACAAAAAAAUCAAAUUGGUUUUGUUUUGGCUGGACUUUGCUAGUGACCCCAAUAGUUUCUGGAGAACAGCUACUCUAGGAUAGGGGGGAUUUGGGGAGUUUAGUCUAGUAUAGGGUAGCAAGGGUAUUGUAGUAUAGGCUAAGGGUUCCAGGGUCCCAGUACCCCUCCCCGGGCUGUUGACAAAUUUCACCAGCUGAAAAAGAGCUAACAAGCUCAAAUUGUGCUGGAAAAUGAAAACAUGGGGGUAUAAUUUUGUAGGUACAGUUGAUAGCCAGCUGCUGACUGGGAUGUAGCUAACGUAGAACCCCGCCUUACGGCCACCUUGCUAAUAUGGUCGCCUCGUUAUUGCUGCCAGUUUUUUUUGGCCUGGCAAAAUGGCUAUACCUUUCCUUAGAAAAAAAAAAACGUUAAUAGGGUCACCCGUUAAUAUGGCCUCGGGCCACAUUUUAAAAUCCCAAACAAUAGAAUCCCUUAUAAUUUCACCCCGUUAAUAUGAUCACUGGUUCAAAAUUUUGAAAAUUAAAAUGCCUGUGACAUGUCAAUUUUAUUGACCUAGUAAUCUAAGCUUAUUCUCAUACUGUUUUUAGACUACAGUACACUUAAAAUGCACUGGUGGCGAUUUAUAGCCAAAUUUUAGAAGAGUUUCAUGUAAUGAAGGAAAAUUUUGAGACGUUUUUUCAUUUACUGUAUGCGAUAUCUACAUUCUGGUCAUUUAUUAAAUGAAAACAGUACAGUGAAUGCAAUGUGCGGUGUAUUCCUGGUGUAUUUGUCAUUACAGCCCUCAAGUCAUGAAAUUUGAGCCUACCCCAGUAAUAUGGCCACCCCGUUAAUAUGGCCAAUUUUUUGGCCCAUUAGUGACUGUAUUCAUGGGUUCCACUGUGUUUAGAGGCAACUGUUGACAAAUUUCACCAGCUGAAAGAGAGCUAACAAGCUCAAAUUGUGCUGGACAAUGGGGGUAAUUUUUUAGGUACAGUUAAGUAAAAAGCUUGCUUGACUGAUAAAUAUGUCUACUUAGCUUUUCCUUGGCUACAUCCCUGUAGUGAAGUCAAAAUUAUGAAAAACAGGUAAGCACCUCUUGGGGUAUUAUGGAGGAGAGAACCUAAAUUUUCGCUAAAACUGAGUUAAUUUUGUUUAAAAACCUAUUUUGGGUAAUGUGGGGAAAUGUAGGUUCUGUGUAGUGCUAUUCUUUACAUUUUGUUUCACUUGUAGGCUAAUGAUGCAGACGAAUCUGAAUCCUUGAUAUCAUACCUUGUUCAAUGUAAAGCAGAUUUUAAUGCAAGAGACCAUUAUUUAAUGACACCACUUCAUUAUGCAGCAUCCAAAGCAAAUCUUACUGCUGUAAAAGAGUUACUGCAGUUUGACGGAAUCAAAAUUGAUGUGAGUUGUUUUAACCAUAAAAAAUUACAGUCGAUUUCCAGUUUGAACCUUCUAGGAAAAUAGAAAAAAGUUCAAGUUAUUGGGAGUUCUAAGCAAAUGACCAGAAAUAAGGAAAUAAACAAAUGGGAUCGGGAAGGAAUGCAAGUGUCAUGAACAUUUCACUUCAAGGGCAGCAAGAGAUAUUUUGAAAAAGGAUUUAAGCAAGAAAGCUUUCGAACUGCAGUGCACUAUUUUUUUUGGACUUGUCACAUCCUUAAUUAAACAUGGUUCGAGUUAUUGAGGGUACCCUGGUCCCAGAGGUUUUUCUCGAUUUUUCUUCGCGAAAGAGAUCAACAGCAAGCCGCGAAGCGGCGACAACGAGUCGCGUAAGCGACGAGGAGAGAGAGAAAAACCUCUGGUUACCUUGGCCUCGAAUCUCACUUUCAUGCAGACGACAGCUGUCAAACGCGUCAAAUUGCUAAUAAAAAGAGUGACCAAUGGCAACUUAUCAAACACGUGCUUAUCAGCCGCUAUUUUUUUAAGUGGGGGUAGACCUGGGGAAAUUAUGUUAUGAACAAACCAUCUUCACUUGGGUGGUAAAGAGUGAUUUGUUAAUCGGGGUCAAGCUAAAGCAUGUGUUAACGAUGGGUGACAAGAGUCCAGGAAUAACAAGACCACUUUAUAAAGAAACCGACAUUGUUUCAAACGAAUGCUGCAGGAUUUGCAGAAUUUAUUUGGGUAUAAUAACAAGUAUUUUUCACAAACAUUGUCAUCUGUUCUGUCGGCAGUGUGCCAGCGGGAAGUUGUGAAGUUUGCAAGAGUCUAUCAAUCGCGCUUAUUACAUUGUUUACUUCUGCGGGGCGCGCCGUUCGCGUCGAUUCGCGGGCAUUCCCCUGAAAAUAGUAAUAUUAAUAUGUAUUCUGGCAAUCUGGCUCUCAUUUUGGUUUGGUGGCUCCAUUUCCUUUUUUUGUGGAACAACGACGCUAGGAAGAGUCAUGCAGCACAACAAACCCUUAAGGUUCGGAAUGUACUUUCAGAGGUUUUUGUUGGCCCAAUAGACCUAUUCGGCUAACUCAAUGUACCCAAUUCAAACCCUUUGGGAAUAAAACGUUUUGUUUCAGGAAUUUCCAUAUCAUUUAAAUGUGAAUGCCACAUUAUAAUGCUAAUGCAAUACACAUAGAAUCUUAUCCCCGGGAGAUUUGAAUUGGGUACAACAUUGAGUUAGCCCAAUAGGUCUAUGCCAAAAAUAGCGUCGGUUAGAUCUUUUUUGGGCGUCGCAGGAAAAUCAAGCUGCACCGAAAAUGAUUACGCACUGGCACAAAGUUGUAUGUUUUUUUUUCCUACAAGGAAACUUUCAUUCCGUAUUCGGAGAUUUUUUAUUUUGCUGCCCUAAACAAGUUAGUUUAUUUAAUGGAAUGACAGCAUUGUAACAGAAAAUAUACUUUCCAUGUCCGCUUGAUAAAAUGGUGAACACAUCCUUUCGACUCAACGCAGCGAACAAAGCUUUCUUUUGUUGCUCAGUGAGACUCGGGAAAGCGCUCAUUAAGUACCGAGGUCAAAAUUUUCUUCGAAUAUUCUUUCAGGAACAACAUCCAUGGCGUGCCUCUACGUGCCUUGGUCCCGUGCAAAUGUUAUUGCGAGUGCAGCAUACAAACAAUUUUCUUCCCUAGUAGAGAGAGGCAAAAAUGAGGUGUGAAAAUCCUCAGCGUCCCCUCGGUACUUACAAUUAAACGAGCCAAUCAAAUUGGUUUGCGCGUUUGAAAAACUAUCAACCAAUCAACGCCCGAGGGUCAGAUCCUGACCCUGUCGUCUGCAUGAAAGUGAGAUUCGAGGCCAAGGUAACCAGAGGUUUUUCUCUCUCUCCUCGUCGCUUUGGCGACUCGUUGUCGCCGCUUCACGGUUUGCUCUUGAUCUCUUUCGCGAAGAAAAAUCAAGAAAAACCUCUGGGACCAGGGUAUAUUGGGGGUAAAAUUAUGUAGAAAUGACCUGAAGGGAAACAAAACUAGUUCAAGUUUCCAGGAGAUUCGAGUUAUCAAGGGUUCGAGUUACCGUUACAGUAAAUGACAUGGAGGAAAUCCAGGGGAAAUCAAUAAUUAUUUUGAUUCAAGUUUAUAGGGGUGAGGUUAUAAUGAGGCUUCAAAUUAGCGGGACUCAACUGUAACAUGAUCUACAAAAUACCAUUUUGUAUUACUCUUACUUUUAUUAUCAUUUUUCAUCAUCGUCAUUAUUAUUAUUGUUAUUAUUAUUAUUAUUAUUGUUAUUACUUUCACAUGGUAUGGUACUUUUAUUGAUUCAGUAUGUACAGUUGUAGUUCUAACUUUUGAGUCUGUGAAUGAAAUCCUACUCGGGUGUGACCAUUCAAGUGAAACCUCUUCAGCAGUUCUUUUACAUAUAGAACAAUUUGUUUAGGAUGCAGUUCUAACUUCGAAGUCUGUGGGCAAACCCCUAUAAAUAAUGUUACACCAUUCAAAUGAAACCUCCCGACUUUUUCAAAUAUGCUGUCAUAUUCUGGUAUCUGUAAGUUUAGAAAACUGGGAGUAUAUUAUUGCUGAAGGGUUUUUUCUAGAAAUCCAAGAGCUAAAUCCUAAAUCUAAUCUACAAUAAUUAAAACAGGCAGUGGACACAAGUGGCAGUACUGCUCUUCAUUGUGCCGCAACAGAUGGUGCCGUAGAAAUUGUUAAAACAUUACUAGAGGCUGGUGCAGAUGCUAGAGCCAAGGACUAUGAUAAGAUGACACCAAUACACUUUGCGUGCACUGAUGGAAAUCUAGACACCGUGAAAACUCUGUUUGAACAUGCAGAAAAAAGUUGUGAACUGUCUACCAUGCUAGAAGAGAGGAACAGAGAUGGUGAAACAGCCCUGCAUGCAGCAGUGGAGGGAGGUUAUAUUGACAUUGUACAGCUUUGUUUAGAGAAGGGUGCUGAUGUUAGGUCAAGAAGAGCAAAUCUUGCUCAUCCACUACAUAUUGCCGCCAUUAAUGGUCAUGUUGAGAUUGCCAAAUGCUUGAUGCAACACCAUGCCAAGAUCGAAGCACGGAAUGUGAACCAUGAGACACCCCUUCAUAAAGCCUCGCAAUCUAAUAAACCUAGGAUGGUGGAGCUCCUUCUUGAAAAGUAAGUCUGAAUUCAGUGAAGUAAGAGUAGUAAUAGCGGGACCUGAAGAUCCAGUUCAGUAGUGUGGAGAGAAGUAGAUUUUUUUGCCGGGCAAGUUACCUAGUGCAAAGCUUAUUUGUUCGCCCAAUGGGCAAGGGCCCAGUAGUUUUCAAUCCAGACUGCUUAUUGACAUCAGAAUAUUCUUUUCCGACCAUAAAUUAAAUUAUCGUGGAGUCAUACUGAUGCAAAAAAGUUACUUCAUAUGUAAGUACUUCCAAAGCCGCAGGUAAAAAUAAAAGUAAAUUUUCAAAAAAAGGUGCGCUUACUAGCCUGAAAUAAGCGUACGGAAUGACUGUCAUUCAAUUUCAGACUACGUGCUUACGAUUAGUUUUUAUGUCACUCUUUCCGCGCAAUUCUGAGAGAGACCGGAGUGUACAUUCACGCUUCGUUUGUUGACUUUUUUUUUUGUUCCAUUAUGAAACAGCAACAAAAGCUAAGUUCAUUUUCUACGAAAAAGAGAAUGGCAGUUGAAUCUGAAAAGCAUGAAGAUGUCCAUUAGGGUUGUUCAAAGUUUGUCCCAGACCAGUUUUGAAAUGACCCAAAUUAAAAUGCCACGUGGGACAUAUGACCCACUUUGACCAAUUUCUAGAUUGAAGACUGGUCCAGGCAAGUCUCCUGUAGCUUAAUUGUUUACUAAGACAAUUAGCAGGAACUGGCCCCUUCCGGCAAGCAAAUCUUGCCUUCACCACCCAGAGAGACCCACACAAGAGUAGAUACAGGGGCCUGUAGGUUAGCUAGGACCUUAAAUCCAGUUUAUUGCAAAAUUACCGUAAGACUUCAAGACCAGACUUAAUUACAAAACACCCUAUGAUGAAAAACAACUCUCUAAAGAAACAAAGUACGACACCGGCGGAUGCGAAAACCCAAAACCACUUUGUAGAGGAAAGGGGAUGUAUACCCCCUCCUGAUGAAAUCAGCUGCAGUGUCGACAACUCAGGGGCAGAGGUACGCUAAAAACUAACGACUGCCAAAAUGCCCACAGACAAAUAGGACAAAAUUGGCACAUAAUAUAAAAGUUAGCAGCAAAAAUGAAUGCUGACCUAUACUGAUUCGAAUUUGCAACGUACAAUUAAACAUAUCUCAGAAAGCUACCCACAAUUCCUCCUAGCCGACCCAGUCCUUUAGCCUGUGCCGGCAAAAUAACUAUUUUUGUCUGUUUCGUUAUGCUUCGCUGUCCGAAAUACCAUAAUGUGAGAGCUGCUUGCCCAAAGGACCAGCUGGAAUUUCAGUUUCCUUUUAGUCCUGAAUAUGUCAUCAGUCAAGUCAUUCAUGGCAAUCAAAGUUACAGAAAUAUACAUUUCUUAGCCGGCCAUAUUGUACAGUUAUUUGAUUUUAGCUCAGAUGGUUAAUUACUGGUUGAAGCUAUAGAGCACAAACUUAGGAAAAAUAAUCCACUUCUAUUAACUUUAAUUGAAAAUGAAUAAAUAGAGACGUUAUUUCCAUGUCGGUAAGAAAUAAGAAUCUUACCCAAAGGAAAAUUUUUAUUCCUCCAUGACCAAAAGAAGAAGGGAAAAAAGUAAGACAGAGAUGUUAAAUAACAUUUCUACAACAUCAAGCAUUUUUCACUGGUUUUCUGCAGAGGAGCCGACAUUGAAUGCCUUGAUAAAGACAACUACACUCCACUGCUCGUUGCUGCCAGUGAGGGACAUACAAAUGUUGUACAGCUUCUGUUAAACAGAGGAGCAAACUUAAAGGCUAAGGAUACCCAAGACAAGACUGCAAUUUUUUUAGCUGCCGAAGAAAACUCCAUCGAUACAUUAAGGGUAUGACGUGUUUAGUUUGAGACUGUACUUAUCUUUUUACUGUACCAAAUAACAUUUAGUGGACAAUCCCUUUUACCCAAAUGGUUUGACACUUAUUAGUCAAAGAUUUUCGUUGUCAAUACAUAGUUGUACAUAAUUCCACAACAUAUAUGUGGAACCUUGUGUGACAAGGUCGUGACUUUAAGGCCGCGAGCCAAUUGUUGGCUUCACACUAGAAGCGAAGUUAGUUUCAAGUAAGUACUUGAUUCAAGUGCACUUCGAAAUCUUAUGUCGCUCUGUAGAAAACAUGGCUUCCUACUUGUUAGCAAAGUAUAUUAAUUGAAGCAAAAGCUGUCCUGGAACCGCUACACGUGCGUAUCGUGCACAUGGCUUCCAUUUCUUAUUGGUCAAGUGUGUUCUCAAGUGUGGUGUAGACCAUACUUGGAGGCGAACUUGGGCUUCUUUGAACUACUGAGGUUUUUAUGGUCACCAAGUAAAUUUGAAGUAGGUACAUUUUACCCCCGUCACACUCAAAGUAGGUUCCAAGUGCACUUACAUUAUACUUGAAGCUCUAGUGUGAAACCAAAAAAAUGAUGGUGGAGAUACUGUAGAAUGCUGAGAAUUAUAAAAAUUAGUUAAUAUAAUAUUAAUUUCAAAAGAAUAAAAAUGUUUGGCAGUCCUUCGUAAUCAUUUUUUGUUAUUAAAAAAAGAUGCCGUGAAGGAAUUUAUGAUUGCAUGAAAAGUACUUUGAAUUUUUCUUUUACAGGAAAUCCUGAAGCACAGUGAUGCUAAAGUUCUUGUGGAUGAGUGCGAUCUCUAUGAAAAUACCCCUCUCCAUGUUGCUGCUAAAAAGGGAUAUGCCUUAGUGACUGAGGUUGGACUGUUGCAAAAUUUUUUGCAUUCGUGUAAUAUUAGUGAGAUAGAUCUUUUUGACACAAAAUUUAAAUUUUAAAUGCUUGCUUUUAAAACAAAAAUACCGUACUUCUUCAUAGAUUGGUUUAUCAUACUGAAUGAAGAAAAAUUUUCAGCAAAAAGCGGCUGCAAAAGUUCUCAGAAAGAUGAAAGCCCCAAAUGUCAUGGGGCAGACAUUGCCGCCCUGGUGUACACGUUUUUGUGAAUUGGGAACAAACCAAUCUGUGAAGAUAUAAUAAUUGUUUUAAAUUUGUUGAAAUUAAAGGUAUUAAAAAUAAUUGUAAUUUUACUUGGCAUUAGUAAAAAGGUCGUGACAUUGUCGUUUGCAUUGAAUGAUGAUUAUGGGAAACAUUUUACGGACAUCUAAACUGGGCUGUUGAUUGUGAUUUUUAGGCAUUAUUGAGUCAUGGUGCCAGGAUAGAUGCAAGAAAUGAAGAUGAGAAUACUCCUUUGCAUUUGGCAGCAGAAAAUGGAAAAGUAAGGUAAUACUAUAUACAGCUGUAUUUACCCGUUUUAUCCCUUAAACCAUCAUUCAUUUGAUUAAGUGCGCAAUUAACCUCCAAUAAACGCCAGGUUACCUUUAUCAUUAUUGCGAUCGACCGAGUGGUUUCUGAUGUGUUUGACGUUUACUGAAUUUCUAAAACGAGAGAAGAAAGUAAAUAAUAAAUAUCAAAAUUUAAAUGUUCCACAGAUUUAGGUUACUCGUCUGCAGUGAUUUUGUUACCUCGGCGUCCUGGGUCCCUAAUGACAGAUGCAUAGAAAUCCCCAAUGACGCAAAAUAAUUCAUGGCAUGCGUCCCGUAGGACGACAGAUAUGAACAUCAUAUUUGUAGAAAUAUCCCGUUCGUGUAAUUUCUGUGGCAGUUAUUAUGGCCGUUGUUUAACGAUGUAUAUUUCUUUUAGCCUUUAUAUAUUAGAAGGACUAUAUUUUAAUUUCAGUAUACUGUAAUACAGAGUUUUUGGAGUCUGUCUUCAGAUUAACUGUCUGGUUACAUGAAGGCCCCGGCCAAGCAUUUUCAAUUUCGAACCCGUUUUUUUUUUUUGAACUGGGACUCAUUGGUUCUGGACUGGGACUCAUGAUUUUUAACAAGAUGAUUCCCAGGACUCGCCAUAACUAUUUGUAACAAAAUCACUGAUGUUUUACGUAGGACUGUAGUUGAACUUCUUAGAAAAGAUCCUUCAAUCAUCAAUGAUGAAGAUGAAGCCUCAAACACAGCACUCCACCUUGCGGCAACUGAAGGUCACUUAAAGUGCUGCAAAGAAUUACUAGAGCGAGGAGCUGAAGUGGACGCAAGGUUGGCUAGGGUGUUUUUUCUUUAACUGCAGCUAAUAAGGCCCUGGGACAUUGUUUAAAGGAGACAACGUAUUGAAGUGAUUUUUCAAUAGUUUAUUUUUGCUAGUUUUAGAUAAAAACAGGCGCGGAUCUAAGGAAAAUACUGACCGAUUUCCUAAUUUUCUUAGGCGUGCCGCCCAAGGAAAAUUUUUUCGAUUUUAAGUUCCUAAAGUUUCCCUUUCCUGGGUUUCUGAGUCAUUCAGACAGGAUAUAGGCCAGUUCCAUUCUUCUCGGAUGGAGCCUUGCAACUUGGGAAGUUUUUUUUCUUUAAUAUAUCUAUAUUAUGAAAAAUCUGACCGAUUUCCGUAAAACUGGUGUUGAUCCGCGCCCGAAGAACUUCUGUGACACAUAACGGUAUUGGUUAAGUAAUCUCUGUGCCAGAUAUUAGGGACGUUAAGAUCCGAGGACGGCGAUGCGGUGAAAACGUUGCUUGACAGUUUGCGUUCAGGGUCAGCGAUGAUUCUGAUUUCCAGCAAAGCUUUUGAAUAUAACCUUAAUUAAAGUAAUGGUAAAUUCAUUUAAGAAUGACUUUGUCGCUGUCGGUGUAAUAUAACUGCAAGUGUCACACUGAGUAAACUAUUUUGAUUGCUUCAUUGCUCAGAUGUUAUAUGUGCUUUAGAAAAGUCCAAAGAAUCCGCAUAUUAUCUCUUGUUCGCAUGUGCUCUCCGUAGCUUUUAUACAGUCGACAUCCCGGUAACUCGAACCUCCCGUUAACUCGAAGCAAUUUUUAUUCCCCAUCAGAUUGUUUUCUAUAUAAUGUUACCCUCGAUAACUCGAGCUCCCGAUAACUCGAACUUCUUUCUAUUUCCUUUGAAGGUUCAAAUUAUCGGGAUUCUACUGUAUGUAUAUAAACAAAUCAGCAUCUUUCAUUUGUUCAUUUAUGUCUCUAUUAAAUGUCUCUAUACUGACCAACUGUUGCGCAUGAGUAGUCAUUAGUAAGCACUUUUUUUGCAUGCUACUGUUUAAUUGAAGGAACUCGACAUUAUGGACCCCAUUGGAUUGUGCUGCAGCCAAAGGCCAUUUGAAAGUGGCUAGUCUGUUGCUGGAGUUUGAUUCACCUAUUGAUCCCACAGAUAAAGCAAAGGUAAACAAACAAAUAUGUGUACCCUCUUGUUGGUAUUCUGCGGUUACAGUAAUAUUUUCCAUGAUCUUCCCUUAUAUAUUAUUGCUUCUAGUUAGUAGUCAACCGUCCCUUUCUAAUCUGUGAUUACCAGGCGUCAGUUUUAUUACGAAGUGUGAGUAAAUAGAGAGCUUUAGAUUCUAAAACGAGGACGACCACGAGUGCGAGAUUUUCUCAAUAGUAAGUAGUACGCUCGCUUGAACCAGCGUCAUUACGGCGGAAAACGCGAUAACCGUCGUCAUUCUACUACGAGUUUUAGCGAGAAUCUCGAAGUGGCGGAAAGAAGUUAUCAAAUGUUAGAAGUUUUACCAUUAUGCGAUCGGGAGAGGGUUUAACCACCUGCAAUCAAGGUAACAGUGCUAACCUUUUCGUCCUCGAAUCUAAUGCUAGGCUACUCACGUUUUGAAGUUUACUCUCGCUUUGACAAGUUCUGACUUAAGAGCUCUGUACCCUGUUUAUAUGAAAAAUUGUCUUUGUUUUUACAGACUACUCCACUGCACUUGGCUGCAAGAGAAGGACACCCUGAAGUUGUAUCCCUGUUACUGUCCAAAGGAGCCGACAUAACACUUACAGACCACACAGGGCGAAACUGUCUUGAUUUAGCGAUAGAUAAUGGUCGCAAGUAUGAAGUGAUUGUUGUUACACCUGUUACCACCACAAAGUACACCCGAGCGUAGUCUCCAACAUUUGAUGAUAUCGGAUAGAAUACAAUAACUUUUGUGUGUGAUCUCAAAUUCUUUAAAAAGUCUUGAAGGGGAAACCAAGGACCUUAAAAUAUAUGUAUAGGCAAUUUUAAGCUUCGAAUUCUUUAAUUAUGAUUGUUUGUUUGAGGAGCUAUAUUAAAGUCGCGAUACAAUGGUCCAUCUCGAUAUCCUGACAACCCGAACAUGGUAUGCAAAAAGAAACGCCGCUACAUUUCGAUUUUAACCUACGUUUCAGUGUCUAGGUAUCACAUUAUUUUUGUUUUCGUGUAAAAAUACUUCCUUGUGUAAUAUAUCACCUAAACAUGAAAUUGCCUCCUUCCAAAUCUUUUAGUGUUUCGGUUCUGUUCUCGCAUAAUCAAACGAUAUACAAUAUCGUAUCUGCUAAAAAUAUUAUUUGCUAAAAGUAUUUGACCGUGGUACACUAACUUGUCUUCCUCUGUUUUGUGUUCUACACUUAUGCCCCAGCUCUUUAAAUUUUGUGUUAAGCUACGCAAUCCUUUAUAAGGCAUCUUUUUGGUUUUAGGGAAGCAGCACGUGCUAUUGUCAAUGAUGAAAACUGGAUGCAAGCCAUGCGGAACAAGACUUGGGAACAACGUCGUGUAACCACACCAAUGAGGAAACUAAUUAUUAAACUUCCUGGUAUGUUUAAACCUUUAAGCCCUAAGAGUAAUCAGCAUCAAAUUUCUCCUUGUAAUCUAUAUCAAUGCUUUGUAAAACAGAGUGGUCAUGAGAAUUACGGACAUGAUCACACAAGAUGAAUUUGCUUGAUAUUUUAUCAACUUCUCCCCACUACUUCUGUAGGAAAUGAAUAAGGGCAACAAAUGAGAAUUCAAAUUUUGAUCUAAGGGUUUUAAGGGUUAACGUCAUAUGGGGAUUUAAUAUUAUAAACUAAAAUGACUGCUUUUCUGUAAAGAUCCUUAAACCAUUUUCAAAAAAUGCGGCAAUAAUGUGAGCAGUUGCUCUAAUCAUCAUAUUUUUUUAACUGGAAGACAGGAGAUGUUCCUACCAUUUCUUAUGUAUUCUCUUCCUAUUUUGUUUUGUGAUCGAUGAAAGAUGGAAUAGUACCUGGGAUUAUCAAGCUUUCUUUCGCAGUAAAGGACAUACAAUCAUCAUAUGAUUAAGUCCAUAAUACUCAGACACAGGCAGAUUUGGUUUCCCAAAGAUAGCAAACUUUAUAAUGCAAAAUGCGGAGCUUUAGAUCUAUUCCUUUGAUGUUCCAGUUUGACUUUGAGUUUCCUUCCCUGUUCUGUGAAAUUCUGAAAACUAUGCGCUUCUCAUUCAAAUUGGUCUUUUUAUUUGUUCUUGUCUCUUCAGAAGUGGCAGAGAUCGUAUUCAACCGCUGUAUCAAAGAAAGUGGUGUUAAUACUGAAGACGAAAACUAUCAGAUCACCCUCUAUUAUGAAUUCUUGGAAGACGUGUACUCUGACUGGUUAGAUAACGAUGGAACAGCAUCCGAGACUUCCAGUGUGGCGAGUUUCUCCAUGGAAGAUGAAACUCCAGAAGACGAUAUGUAUCAGAGACUCAGAGGCAAAUCUGCAAUGGAAGAGGCUGUUAAGCAGCUGGAAGAAAAGAAAAGCCAUCCGCUGAUGAUUAUGGUGAAAAUACGUGUUCUGAUAAUUUUUAGGGUACUAAAGUGACCUAGUGUGUGUGUGGAGGGGGGGGGGGGGGGGGAGAGGUGGAUUCGUCCAGAGUGAAAGUGACAAGUAUGAUCGAAGGAUUUGCGGGGGUUUAAAAUUUUCCCUUCCGGGAUUUUUCGGGUGGGAAAAUUUGGCAAAUAUAUUUUUGGGUGCCCUGAUUUAGUAGGGUCUUUGUGGUUAUUCGAAACAAUCUGAAGAUUGGUAUAGUAACGCGCGCGUAUUCCGGCCGUGUAGUUCUAUACUACCAGAUGACAAAAACAUAAAAUUGACACGGUACGAUGGCUAAACAACCCCAAACUUUUAACUACCUUUUUUUGUUUUUUGGCGUGUCAUAUCAUUUAAUCCUUUAUGGAAAAAUUUUAGGGCUUGGACAUUGGGAUUUUUUGGGGGGUAGUAAAUGUUUCAUCUAGGUGAUUUAUUGGGUUUCCAUUGAAGUCCUAGGGAUCUGUGUGGGGGGGGGGGGGAUUCGAUUUUUCCUCUAUUUGAUCAUCCCCGUCACUCCGCUGUACCCCCUUCCCCGGGUGUGGCCAUUUUUGUGGCUUGGGUUCAUAUGCCGGAGGAGAGGUCAUUUGUGGGUUGAGUUUGUUGUUGACUCCCGUCGGUGAUCCGUGCGGGUCUUUUAAAUUCCAUAAUCGAUUUUUUAAAGACUCCAUGGUGUAAAAUGAAUAACAGUCGAAUGUUUUCCUCAUUGUUACAGGUAAAGAACCAAAGAGAACAGUUGCUUGGUCAUCCCCUUGUCACCUUUCUACUACAUUACAAAUGGCAGACGUUUGGAAGAUACAUCUAUUACUUUAAGCUCUCUCUUUAUAUAAUUUUCCUGUUUUUCUUGACUGGUUAUACUGUCUACUCCACUGAUAACGCCCCAAAUUGCAAUAAAACAAACGCUAGUGUGAGUAAUGACCUAAAAGACUCUGUUCCGUAUUUGUUAUGGAUAGAGGUUGGCCGUAUUGUGAUUUUGGCAUUAGCAUCCUGGCACAUACUCUCUGAGGUAGGUCGUCAUACGCUGUAUUGUGACUACAGUUUUACCUGACUGUACUUGAUGAAGAACGUUAGGCCUUGGUCAGACACGUUACUAAACACGAGCAGAAUCGAAUUCCAUUUAGGCCGAUCCAAAUUGAGUUAGACCGGCUGAAUUGAUUCAGACGCCGAACUUUAUUGUAACCGAACCAAAUUCAAAAGAUUAGAAGUGCGCAUUGGAUUUUAGAUACAUCAUAAGGAGUUUUAGAUUUGGCGCGGCGACUGAAUCAAUGUCGGUUCCCAGCCUUCAUUACACGGCCAUUAACAAAUAAUCUCCUGGUAAUAAGAACCGAAAUAUCACGCUAUCGGUCUGAUUGUUGUGUAAUUCUUACAUAUACAUUUUAAGGUAUACUUAUAUGUUAGGGUUCAAUAGGGCCACUUACACGAGGAAAAAUAAGACGCGUCUUACAUAGGACGCGUCUUAAAUAAGACGCAAACUUUCCGUAUAAACGGCACAUUUCGUCUAAAAUAAGACGCGGCUUAGCUAAGACGCGUCUUAUUUUAGAACAGCCCUUAACACCUGUUCUUAGAUAAGAAGCGUCUUAGCUAAGACGAGAAAAACUUCGUAUAAAUGACCUUCGCGUGUUAAAUAAGACGCGAACGCAUAGUACGCAUGCGUUAAUUUUUGGCGCGCCACGUUGGAUUGCCGUUGCUACGGGCAACAUUCACAUAAAAACAAGUCAAGAACAGAAAUAAGACGCGAACCAUUUAUAUGAGCUGUUCUCGUCUUAGAUAAGACAUGCUUAUAUAAAUGGUACAGUUCGCGUCCUAUUUAAGACAUGCUUAUAUAAAUGGUACAGUUCGCGUCCUAUUUAAGACGCUUCUUAUUUUUCCUCGUAUAAAUGGCCCUAUUAUCUUGUUAUAUUUUCUUCGUUUGGUGACAGGUAAAGGUACUAAAAUUUCCCGACAUAUUUGACAUUCUUCUGAGAAAACCCAACCUGAAGAGGGGAACGAUUUUCAUGAUUUGUGAACGUGGCCUUUUUUAGCCUUGGGUAAACGUACCUCAUGUAAACCAAGCCAGGAAACGUAAUAAAACAGAGUAUACCUUCCUCUGCCUGUCCCAGGAUGUCUGUCAUAUGAACCUAGUUCAUUGGCGUUCGCUUUGAUGCGUCUUUUGUAGCGUAGUGGUAGAGCAUCUGGAAUGUUAAGCAGACGGUUAAAACCCUGUUGGAAGAUCAUAGUCACGGAUGUUUUCAUUCCGAUUCGCCUGUGUCCCCGGCGUAGUAGUAAAUGUACUAGGCUUUUCUCCUGUGUGUGCUUUUUCAUUUUUCAGAUCAACAUUGUUACAUGGGAAUGCCUUUUAUUUUUUUCUUUCAGUUAUUCCAAAUGUUUUACCAGCGCAGACAAUAUUCUAUUUUUGAAAACCUAUUGGAGUGGGCUGUGUACGUGCUGGCCAUUAUUUAUGUGGCGGAUGAAUUUGACGUUCCCUUGGUAAACAGGUAAUUUUACGACUGAUGGGUCAGUGAAGCUGACCCAGUCUAAACUGGUAACUCCCCAUAACUAUCAGCUCGCCUACCGUAUUUAUUCAAAUAAGCGCCCAACCUCGAAUUGGCGUCCACCUCGAAUAAGGGCCCAUCCUAAAGGCAGAAAACGUUAAAAUAAGCGCCCAGCCUCGAAGAAGCGCCCACUCUCACUCAAACUCAAAUAAGCGCCCAGUCCCACUCAAACUCAAAUAAGCGCCCUAGCAAUCCAUGACCUAAGACAAUGAUGACUAGUUUCUGCUGUGCUCAAAUACCUGCUUAGUUUAAACUCUGCCCAUUAUUAUUCACUUGCUUGGCACUGAUAAAAAAAUUUAGUGGAAUUUUCAAAGUCGGUGUUAUUGUCUUAUGUAUUUUCUUGUGUGUUCCACAGAUGUAGUGAAGACAAACAAACCAUUGGAGCAUUAUCAAUUUUCUGUGCCUGGAUGGCCCUGGUGUUGUUCAUAAGAAAGUUUCCCAGGCUUGGAAUAUACGUUGUGAUGUUUACCAGUAUAAUGUAUACAUUCACGAAGUUUUUCCUGAUAUUUUUGCUGUUCCUGGUAGCUUUUGCUUUGGCCUUUUACACCUUGUUGAAAGACGAGGUCAGUAACAUGGGCCUCAUUUAGGCCCCGUCCACGAAUAUCUGUUUUUGUUUGAAAACCAGCGGUGGAUGCAGACCUUCAGAUAAGGGUGGGUGGGUAGGGGGGCUUGUCAAUCAGACCCUGAGAUAAGGGGGCCGGGGCGGUCUCAAAAAAUUUUUUUCGGCCCCUCGGGCCUUAGUUUGGUUUCAAAAUAAGUGGGGGUGUGGGGUGGGGCGGGUCCCCCUGGCCCCUCCCCUGGAUCCGCCAUUGAAAGCGGAGAUAUUUCCUCUGGUUUGGCCUACCGUUCUUAACCCUUUUAAGUCCCAAUGGUGACCAACAUCAAUUUUCUCCUAACAAUACGUUGUCAAGAGAACUGGUUACGAGUAUUAAUCAAAUGAUCUCGAAAGCACAUCUUUUUUAAAACGUUCUGCAGAUUCGAGAUUUUUUAAAACGCCGUUUUCUGCACUCCGUGAGGAUGGACGGAGUUUUUUUGAAAACGAAUACGUCAAGGUGUUGGAUACCAAUAAAUGCGCAUGCUCCCAUCAAAGGUGAAUUCUAAUUGGCUAAUCGCGGGAAAGGAAUGUGGUUCGAUUUUCAGCAGCCGAUAGUGGGGAGGAGCGUUGCGUGACGACACCUAAAAACGGCUGUGUAGCGGACUAGGUAGCCCCAAGUUUAAUUCCUCGGCCAAGCUUGUAAAUAGAAAAACUGAUUAAUUCCUGUCAGAUGGGGUUGGGUUUUUAAAAAUGUUUUGAUUCAUUCAGAUUAUUUAUUUCUGUUUAUUUGAGUGGAGUUCCUAUUAACUAGCUGGAAACACCAAGUACACUUCCACUAUAAUCAAAGCUUUACCUUUAACCCUUUCACUGCCAAAUGUGGCCAAAGGCAUUUUUCGACCAAAUUUCCAAAUGUCUUUUUCUAAAAUUUUGAAAAACAAAUAGCACCAUGUGAAAGUACAGGCAGAGAGCUUUCAUUUGAAUGGUCACAUCAUAGGAUUUCGUCAACAGACUCAAAAGUUAGAGUCACCUUACAAAACUCCAUCAAGUACUCUGGCAGUGAAGGGGUUAACUUUGACCUUUACCUCGUCCAUGUCCCGUUUUUGCAUUUUGUAUUUGUCUGUUUUGUUUUGCAGUUUCUGGAGGGGUUAUACUAACUUUUUAGUCAAUUGAGUGCUCGGUUGAAAAGUGCUGUAAUUUUCCAAAAUUUCAUUAACUAGCUUGCAUAGAGGCAGUAUGAUCAUAUCAUGCAAUUAAGCUCUUAAUACAACAAAGCAACAAGUCAUUGCUUUGCAAAAUAAUCUCCUGUCGAUCUGUUUGUUUUUUUUUCCAGCCGGCGUUUCAAAAUCCAGCCCGUUCUAUCGUGAAAACAGGAGUUAUGAUGAUCGGAGAGUUUGAUUUUGACGAUAUUUUUAACGACAACGACAAGGUCGUUCCUGGAGUGACAUGGUUUAUUUUCAUUGUUUUCUUGAUUAUCAUGACUCUCAUCUUGAUGAAUUUGCUGGUAAGAUUUUUGAUGACAUUCAUUUCACAUGCAUUAACUUUUUUUCCUAUGCUAGCGUUCAAGAGUUAGCGGCGUGGGUUUCAUAUCAAGUCUGAUGGCCAUCCUUUCCAUCCAUUGCUCAUUUAUAGUGGUAUAUUGCACGUCGAUUAUCUCCUUAUUUCCAUGCCGAGGAUGUCUUUGAUUUUAGGGGAGGUUCAUAUUACAGGCCAUAACAGGGCUCAAAAAAGUCCCGUCCGGUAGUCAGACACAAAUAGAUUUUCCUUCUGGGCAAGUAACUUUUAACGUUUACUUGCCCAAUGGGCAUGGGCCCAGCAAGUCAUCCUCUAACAAAACCAAUAACUAAGAUGAGCAAGAAAUGGCCCCGGGCAAGCAAAGUAUGAGAGCCCUGACAGCCUAUUGUUCUUUUCUCGUCUGACUUGCGCCUUUUUGCCUCAUUUUGUUGUUGUUGUUUUCGGGUUAUGUCAUCUGAGCGAACCAGUUCUUCUCGAUUGCGUCGCCGGCGCGGAUUUCCCUUUCGUGAACCGUCGUUGCCAUUUUGAGGAUGAUUAGAAAAUAGACCAUUUUACCGUGUAGUUUGCACUAUCUUAAGGUUUCGUUAUACUGAUCGAGGUUCUUUUCCAUAUGUUUUGUUAUUACUGAAGAGUAUCGUUCAUUAUUAUUCAUUCAAAAUAUUUCGCCGUUUCUGAUUGGCUCAAAGCCCCUAACUGAUUCCUCAUAACCAACCAGCAUUGACCGAAUUUGAAAGAUGCGAGCAAUGUGCCAUAGAUUCGAUGGUAUAUUGACUGGAAAACGAGGUUGAUCGAUUACCAGGAAACGAGGCGGAAUGGGCAAUAGACCAUCGAUCAGCCUCGUUUCCAGGCGCGGCCACCCCAGCUGAAUUUCUGACGAAAACUAAAAACUAAACAGAUAAAUACAAAAGAAGAAUACGCAAACAUAUUGCUCGAUAAAUGUUAUCUACUUUAUCAGGAGUAUCUGAAAGCAAAAAAUCUGUUUAUGUCCUGAAACCGUGCAGAGAAAUAGGCCAAAGCUUAGAAGAAAGUCUAGGAGGUAAGCUUGUUGACUGAACAAUAGAUGUGGAGAUUUACGCAGAUUCCCGAGGCUGUUAUCCACCUCGGCCUUCACCUCGGUGGAUAACAGCCUCCUCGAUCUCCAUAAUUCUUCACAACAUACUCAACCUCAUUCAAUGAUUGCUAAUUAUACAGUAAAACCUCACGAAGUCUUUGGUAUAACGAACGAUGCGAUGUUCUUCACCCCAGCAAUAGUAAAACAUAUGGUAGAGAACCUUGAUAUAAAGGAACCUCGGCUCGUUGUAGCGAAGACACUUUGCCAAGAUAGUUAAAGAUCUUUGUAUUGUCUUUAUGGAUUAUAUAUGAGCAUAAGAGCUCUGUGGACGAAGCUUCAACUCUCAUGGCACUAGAACCGUUAACAUGCUUAUUAAUUCUUUUUCUCUGUAGAUCGGUUUAGCUGUAGAUGACAUCAAAGGUGUCCAAGACCAGGCAGUCCUUGAGCGGCAAGCUAUGUUGGUAUGUACUUUGUCUCGCUGACUGUCCGGUUGAUCAUUUGAUCUUUGAUUCUUAAUUCUGCAUGACCGGCCGGAUUGGUCAGUUUUGAAAUGAAACAGGCUUUUCUCGGGAGUUUUCGCGAAAAAACUCAUCGCUGCCAUGCGUGACUUUCAUGAGGUGACUGAUCUGGCUGGCUGAUUAAUAGUUAAAUUUCCGUAUGAGUGGACUGGCCUGGUCGCCCAGUUAUGACCAAAGGUAAGCGCUCUUAGGUUCCUUGUUAGGCGAGCGUCUAACAGCUUGUAUGCUUCAGUUUAAUUGCAAUAGCGGCCCUCUUCUAAGCAUGUACUGGAGAACGCUGACCACCCAAGACAGCAUAUAAAUAGACAUUUGCGUUAGGUAGCCUGUCACAGGACCGUAGGAGUGGGGAGGGGGACCCGUGCCCCCCCUAACUUUUUGGGCGAAAAUUUAAUGAGAUUAGACGAGAUGAUGAAAUUCAACGCUCACGAGGAAUUUUUGGGUCUCUACGAAGUAACAAGCACAGAGGCAGUGACAACAUUUAAAUCCAUUAAAGGCAUUUUUAGGCGGCUAAAUCUUUCUUUUACAAAAGAAAGAAGACAAUGCUUUGAUAUUGGUACCUCCAUGGCAGGGUCCAGGAAUGCUGUGGCUGUUAAAAUUCGUUCACUGGAACCAAGAGCAUUCUCGGACCCAAUGCUGACGGGUUUGGGAAUGCGCGCGUGAUUGGAAUCAAGAGCUGUAUACACAUUGCUAUGGGCGUGCGCUAAAUCUUGCUAAAUCUCGCUCUAAAUCUUGCGUGUUCACGUAGCCUUUUAAGCUGCACAUUUUUGCUGCACGUGGUUGCAAGAUGCGCUGGAUGUUUCACAAAAGAAAGUCUCUUUACUUAUAAAAGAAUCACCUCGCCGUGAUGCUCUUUUCCAGGCUCUGUAGGAGUUAGGGUUCUAUGUCCAACAAGAUGGGAAGUUAAAGCACAGGGUCCAGAGGAGUUUCGUGUGAAUAAAUGAAUUACUUAUUUAAAGUCCCACCUUGAAAAAUGUCUAUACCUGUCGCUUAGCACGAUUAAUUAGCCCUAUGGGAUCUUUAUAAAUCUACUGUAAACGAUUUCUUCGCUUCUUAUCUGACCCAGAUCGACUUUUGAAAAUCAGUAACCGCAAGCCAUAUCCUCGCUGGCGCACGGCACCUCGCCCGAAGGGUGACCGAAGGGCGACUGAGGCACGAAGUGCCGAGUAAAAGAAAGGACAACUUUCCGUAUUUUAUACUGUAAGCCGAUCUUGCGAGCCCUCAGUCUCUUGGUUUGCGGUCCACAGAAUGUGUAACGAAACUGUAAAGCGAUCAUAAAUAACCCAUUUUUUCAGAGGUUUUCGACGGGUUUUGAUGCUCUAACGACAAACACAUCUCCUCUGGACCCUGUGGUUAAAGCGGGUUCUCUUCUUUCCAUAAUUUUAAAUUUCAAGACAGUUUAAUGAAGCUCUUGAGUAUGUAAAAGACACUGAAAUGCGAAGCAGGAUAAGAAGUGUUUAACUGUUUAUGAGAAAAUCUGACUUCAUGUUUGGUGCAAUGCUUGGUGAGUGCCUCUUACGACAGUGACAACCUUAGCCAGGCUUUGCAAAGCCCACAGGUUUCUGCUUCGGAGGGCCAGAAGAUGUCAGCACUUACUGUUACAUAUAAAACCUUGGAAACACGGAAUGAUGCAGCAUUUGGGCUUUUGGGGGAAACUCUCACAGGUGGUCGAAAGUUGGACACUUUUUCGAAGCCGACCUACGUUGAACAUUUAGGUAGUUAAUUAGUACUGAUUGAAACCACUGUAUUUACAACUAUGGUCACGAUAAUCCAGUACUUUUGAGUGGACACUCGGCGAACACCGGUUCCCUUUUUUCCCAGCAGUUUAUACUUUGUUACUACGAUACAGGUUUGAUAUUGCUUGAAGAUAGCCCAAAGGUGGUUAAUAAAUGCCCCAGUCUGUAUUAGAGCGUAUUUAAACUUUCAAGAUUUGGCGGGGGGAGGGAGGUUCUCGGCCCACAAUAGUCGAGUACCCCACUAGCACUGCUAACCUUCGUGCUCUCUCAAUUUCAAAUUCUUUCCAAGGGGCCUGGCGCCAGGUGAUCAAAUAGUUCGUUUUAGAAAAAAACGAUUUUAGCAGGAACUGAAAGAGCACAAUAAACAAUAGGUAAGCCGUACAUUUCACAAGUAGCGAUUGCAGCGCCCGCCGAAAAUUAGAAGAAUUUGUGACACCCAGUCACGGUUGAGUGGUUUUCAAUAAAUUUUGACAUUUUAAAGCUGUCGUAAAAUCUUUCCCUUCCUCGUUAUAGGUCUAAUAAUAAAAUAUUUUCUUUUGUCCACAGCGGAAGAUUUGAGCCUCCUAGUCCGUAAUGGAAAGAUUUAACGACAGUUUAAAAUUUUCAACGGCCGGUCCAAAAUACAGGUCACUUUUACACAGGUCAGAGUACAGGUCACCAUGAUACAGAUAAAUAAAUAGCAUUAGAAGUGUCUUCUAGCCUUAUCUCAAAUGUUCUAUUAGAUCGAGGGGAAUCUUACCCUGGGUACCAGAGGUUUUUCUCGCGUGCGGCGGGAAUUUUCGGUUUUGGCUGAAGGCCGACACAUCUUCGGAAACCGCGCUAGAAAAGUCUCUGGCAGCCAAGGUAGGGGAAUCUGUGUGGCUUGGUAAUUUAGCGAUGGAGCAGUGACCUGUACUCUUGACCUGUGGAAUGUGACCUGUACUUUAGACCCGGCCUACAAAUCCUUCUAAUUUUCGGCGGCCGCUGCAAUCGCUACUUUUGAAAUAUGAAAAUUCACAGGUUAAAAAUAUAGUGACCCCGGCCCACCGACUUUUUUUGCUCUCAAUUUGUUGCGCGGUCAGUUGUAGCCUCUCAAUUCUUUUCAUCGCAUCAUAACCUUACCUUUUGAUUGCUUCAAGGUUGACCUAGCGAUGGACGUAGAAAAAGCGUUGCCGAGAAAAUUCAGGAAGAGACUUCUCCCGGAUAGAGAAGUCAUUCGGCCAAACCAAUACACGGGGUUUAAGCGUUACUGGUAUAUGCCACCCGUCUCGGCGCAAGAUGUCAAAACUGCUCUUAAUCCAAACAAGGUAGGUCUGAGAAGCAUUGCAGAGUUCUUUUGACCGCUGUCGCAAGGGAUUACGGGUUGUAUAGUGUUUGUGGUUUGUAUAUUACGGAAAGUAACGCUAUAGAGGGUUACCAUUCAAGUAAUAACAGGUAUAACGUUGAGUGGUUUGCAAGAAUUUAGAAUAAUUAACAAGAUGGCGACAAAUGCGAAGGAAUUGUCGUUAUCGACUACUCCCUAGUCAUCUUCAGAAUCUUCAUUUGCUUCGCUAUACCUUUCUUACUGUCAAAUACACAAAACACAAAGCAAUGACCAGAAUCGAAAGCGAAGGCUGAGCAAAUAAGCUGACGUCACAUGACGUCAUCGGCCUUUCUUUGAUCUUUUACUCGUUCCCAGUCUCUGGGACUUUUCGGAAGGGGAAAAACAGGUUUUGGACGGCCAAAAUUCAAGAAAUUGUUAUUGAAACCUAUUUUAAAACCAAAAACAGUUUUAAACAAUUCCCUGCCAUUUACUCUUUUAGCUGUUAGGUGUCUAGACUGUGGAAAAAGGACUCCUGGCGUUCUUCGCUUCUGACAUCUCAGGAGUGGUUAGUUUUCAGUCAGACUUGUGACGUUAUUAAUGUUCCUCUCUCAACUUGUUUGCUCGUUUUGUUUUCGGUUUAGUCAUCUCUCGAAAAGUUGAACGAUCGAACUGAGGCACUUCAAGAAACUGUGGAAACUAUGAAAAGCCGCUUGAAAACAAUGCAGUAUAAUCAAGAGGAACUGCACAAGAUGCUGGGGGGAAUCGUCAAGAAACUGGAAGCUAUCGUGGAAGGAGACGACGAUGAUGAUGAUCAGCUGUUUUGAUCACCUGACCAUUUUACCGCUGGUCGGUAGGAUAGCUGGCUCAAAACCUUCCGUUCAAAGAAGAUACUGCUGACCAAUUUAAGCAGACUUUUGAGACUGCCUUAAAGUGUCUUUACUAAUUGCACAUACUGCUAUGUCGUUAGAAAUAAUGCCUUGACAUAUUUAUAUCAAUAAUACUGCCUCUUUUGACAGGUAAAUGAGCAUUAAUGCGGUAGUCGAAUGUAUCAAGUUUGUAGGUAGCCUGUCUAGUUUCUAUGAAAUUUCUAGUUAGGAUUCUUGAAUGAUAAUGAUGAUGAUUUUAUCUGUUGGUUUUAGGAGAAGCCCAUUGUAGGUUCAGAAAGAGCGAUACACCCUGUAGACAGCGGUCAGAAAAUUGUUUCGCAAAAUUGUUGCGGUUUAGAAAGUCGUAAACUUACAAAGUUUUUCAAUAAUCGAGGAAAUGCCAACAAACGUCCGAUUACUGAAAGGUAGUUGGCGUUAUUAAGACUUUAAACAAUACAGGCCUUAAGAUGCCUCUUUUUGCUUUUUUUCAACUGAUUUCUGGUAGUAUUUGACCGCACGAAAAAGUUCUUUUUGGCCAUAUAAUAAAUCUCUUAUUGACCAAGCUUGCUCUGUCAAGAUGGGUGUGUAUUGGCCUCGUUCUUUUUUGCGUUUUUAUUGACCUCGACUUCGUCUCGGUGCAUAAAAACGCAAAAAUAAAAGUUGGCCCAUAUCCAGCCAACUUGACCUCACGUUUGGUCAAAGCUUCAUAUCCCUUGUGCCCAAAGAAAGGAAGUUAAAGACCACUAAACGUCAUGCACAGUGAACCUUUUGCAGUACAAUGGUGCUUCUUGACAAAAUGACCGUUAAAUAGAGGUAAAAGCGAAAAUAUCUCGUUCGGAGCUGAGAAAAGGUGACCUCGACUGCUAAAUGCAGGUGACCUCUUGAUACAGUUCAGUUUACUGUAAUGAAGGGAAAUGAUUCCCGGGACUUAAUUAAGUAACGCUUAAUAGAAGGGAGGUGACUGAUUGAUACAGGUCAGUUUUAUAGUUAUUGAGGGAAAUGAUUUCGGAACUUUGAUAAGUGACCCCUUAAUACAGGUUCGCUUAAUACAGGUUUAACUGUAGUCUUUUGUUGAGAAAAUCACAAAGGUAGUUUGUAGUUAUCUGCAUACGCUGAAUAAUGUAAGCCUUUUUUUGUGCAGUUUUUUAAAACAAUCAUGCCAUGCCGGAAGUAGCGUUGGUUGUGCCUUGUGCUUCUAAAUUAUUUAAUAUUCAGAAAUAGUUAUCGUAACUUAUUUAUACACAUCACCCGCGGUGUUUAAAGGAGGUAUAGAUUGUAUUCUAUGCUUCGUCUGUGAGAAUAAAGUCCAUUGAUCGUUCCUGUUACGUCACUCCAGGACGAGUUGAUGACAGUUAGUUACCAUAACAACUCAUAAAUUCUGUUGAGCCGAAAGAGAGUAAAGGCGCCGUGAGGGAAACGCCCAGUCUAGCCCUUGGGAUUUGAGAAUUUCUCCCAAGUUAUUUUUAGACCAAUAAAACUCUUGAAAUUAAUCGGUCUGCAAACUUUUAUUGAAUGUUGUCAAGAGAGAAUUCAACUUUUGGCGUUACAAUAUUCUGCAUUGUUUGCUUUGAGGCUACUUGAUGACAUUUCAAAUAAUCAAAAAUGCGGACGUCUCAGGAACUAGACUUCCGUAAAAUUACAACCGCUCAAAAUAACUUGAGUGAACUUCACAUAUCCCGGCCAACGCCCUGAGUUUCGCUUUCUGACCCAUUAUGCUCUCUUGGUUUAACCUUAAAACAGUCGCAAGAGUGACCAACAUCAAUAAUUUGUCAACAGUAUAAAAAAAAGAAAAGGCUGUAAGAAUUAAUAAAAUGAUCACCUUUAGGUAAACUACGUUAAUUGUUGAUCUCGAAGCAAAUUCUCUCGAUUAUUCUUUAAGGAAAUGUAUGAAGAUCAUUCUAGAGAAUUUGUACGUUAUUUAUUUCGUGGCUUAAAUGGUUAAUGGAC